Molecule: messenger RNA, 777 nt
Organism: Emiliania huxleyi CCMP1516
Lineage: Eukaryota; Haptophyta; Isochrysidales; Noelaerhabdaceae
Exons: 4
Coding region: 332-634 (100 amino acids)
Source: RefSeq, a predicted model, not a curated record
CCACCCGCGCAUGAAGGACUGGUCCCGCCGCGCAACGCUCGCGGAGAAGGCGGGGGGAGCCGGCGACCUGGGUGCGAGCGCCGUCGGGCUGACGGGCUCCAUUCCAGUCGAGUUUACGCAGGGCAACGAAACGCUCCGCACGAUGGCCACGGUGGGACAGCCGCUCUCGGCCGUGGCGGCGCAGGCUGGCCAGUUCAUCAAGUACAAGUGCAGAAAGGGUGAGUGUGGCACCUGUGCCGUGCGGGUGGACGGGCAAUGGAUACGUACGUGCUCGGUCACUGUGCCGCAUCUCCCGGACGGCGAGGCUUACCAGGUGUUCGUGCGUCCCACGAUGGUCAAAGGCAAGAAGUCGUCCCGCUUCUUCUCCGUCCGCUCCUUUUUCGACGGCUUCAAAAACAACAUUCUCGGCAUGGUCGGCUUCGUCAAGGAGGGCCCUCUCUCCAGGAAGGGGCGCGAAAACUUCAACCAGCGCAUCAGCGCCGAGCAGGAGCUUCUCGAGCGGGCAAAGGCGCGCAAGGCGGCAAGGGAGGCAGCCAAGGCGGCAGGACUCUCCCUCGAGGAUUACGAAGAGCGGCUGCGUGCCGAGCUGGCGCGGGGCGAGGCGGAGGCGACGACCAAGGCGGCGCGGAAGUGAGAGGCGUUUCGUCCUCGCCGCUGCUUCGCCACCUCUCCGGAAUCUGCGUGCGCGCCGUUUCCGCCCGCGUUCUGCCGCGGCGGGUGGACUCGGCGUGCGGUGGCGCUACGCACAUUUCUAUGAUGGUAUAAUAAAAAAGUGUG